AUGUCUCCUACAGCUAAGGUGACUGCAGGCGGGGACCGGUGGCCAAAGUUGCUGGCGAGUGUUAGGGACCUCAUGGUCUAUGGCCUGGUGCUGGGGCGGGCAGUUGCCUGCGAGUGGGCGGCGCUGCUCUGCCUGGCGCUGCUGGGCCUCGCGCUGCCCUUGGUGCCGGCGGCGGCGGUUACGCGGGCCUGGCAGUCUGUGACGGCUACCGCGGUCUGGUGGGGCCUGAGGCGCGAGCGAGGUUCACGCGCCUUCAGAACCUCGCUGGUUCGGAACGCGCGCCGCCACCGAACACCGCUCACCUUGCCUCCGGCUUAGUCAGCAGUAAACGGAAGUCUCCCAGAGGCUCCGCGCCUAUUCAAAGGACUUGACCCCGCUGAUCUGUUCCCCAUGGGCAAUUACCUAGGCAAGCCCGCGCCCCCGCAGCCUGCCUCCACCUCGGAGGCCAGGGACCUGCGGGGGAGGCCUGGCCGCCGCCCGCCCACCCGCCCCACGCCGCCGCCAGCUCCAUCAGGCCAAACCCCCGGGGUUCAUACUCACCCCUCCCCACCCACUCCUCUUCCCCGACCCGCUAGGACGACUUCCCUCCGGGACUGUGGCUCUGUAGCUCAUCGGUUUGUAGUAACACCUCGAAGAAGAAAGCCAGUCCAGCAGGCCCAGUAUUCCUCGCUGGGGGUCCGUCCCACGGUGUGCGGGAAUAGUUGGCACAGGAGGACUGUGCUCUCUGCUCGCAAUUCCAAAACGGUGUGCAGCCCAGUGACAGUGAGGAUUGCUCCUCCGGAUAGCAAAUUGAAUCGUCCCCCGCUAUCAGGGCAGAUUAGCAGCUCCACACUGUCCUCACCGUCCGCUAGGGCCCCAGACCCAUGUGCAAAGGAGACUGUACUGAGUGCCCUCAGAGCCUGGAAGCAAAGGGCAGCGAAGGAGGAAGACCAAAUAUGUGCUGAUGGCCAGGAAAAUAAGAGAAGGCGCCAUGAUAGCAGUGGAAGUGGACAUUCGGCAUUCGAGCCGCUGGUGGCCAGUGGACUCCCUGCCUCUUUUGUGCCUAAGCCUGGGCCUCUGAAGAGAGGUCUCAGUCCCCAGAGCUCAGACGACCGCUUGAAUAAGAGAUCACGCACCUCUCCUCUGAGCUCCUUGACCAGCACGGACACAGGCGGCAUCCCCAUCUCCAGCCGCAACGCCAUCGCCAGUUCUUACAGUUCUACUGGAGGUCUCCCUCAGCUGCGGAAGAGGAGUGCUCCUAGUUCAUCUCCCUUCUCUAGCCCAGCUUCAUCCUGCUCCCAGACUCCAGCGAGGCCAGCAAAGAAAAUAAGAGAACAGGAACUUCCUCAUCAUUCUGGUCCUUCAACUCCCUUCAUAGCAGACAAGGAGUCCCGGGGAGCACAAGCGGCCGAUACAGCCACGUGGAAGAAACAGAACUCGAGGAAUUCUCCAUCAAUCCCUGGCAGCUCAGGGCAGCGUAAACGGAAGGUGCAGCUGCUGCGGUCCUGGCGAGGGGACCAGCUGACCUUGCCUCCGCCUCCCCAGCUUGGCUGUUCCGUCACUGCUGAAGACGUAGACUUGGAAAAGAAAGCUUUGUUUCAGUGGUUUAACGAGAUCUUGGAGGAUAAGACUGAUAGCGCCUUGAGCUCUGUCCCCGAGAACCCACCUAGCAGUCAGCCUCCCUUCACUUUUAGCCUGCCUGCUGCUGGGACUCCCGCCACCGCAACCUCGCUCCCAGCCCCCAGCCCUGACCCACUGUUGAAGAGCUCGAAGAAGAUGCAGGAUUCCCCAGCCUCCCCAUCCCUCCCCAAAUCUGCUGGCAUGGCAACCACUGUGGCCCAGUCACCUCCGAAGACACCCAGCCCUCUGGCCCCUCUUGGCUCUUCAGAGUCAGGGCCUCUUCCGGGCACCUCCUCGGAAGUCAGGGAUAAGGGUGCCGCCAAAGGAAAUGGCUGUAGGUUGGGAAGGCCCUGUUCUGAUAAGGGUGCCGCCAUGCUCGAUCCCAUGUUUUGGCCCCCUCCUAAAAGCGAGAACGAGGGCCCCUUGCCCUCUAGCCCUUCCAAGGUCACAGCCACCACAUCUUCCAGCUCAGCCCUCCCCACAACUACCAGCAGCCCAUCCCUCACUUUUAAGCCUGUCUCUCACACCAGGGAGGCAGCUGCUCCCGUGCCCACAUUAACUCCCUUCUUCAAGCAGACAGCUCCUCCAGCCAGUACUAUGCGCGCCCCUCUCUUCACUGGCCAGACCAGUGCCACUUCUGCGGUGGCUCCUGUGACCACGGCUGGCCCCUCCCCCGUAGACUCUGCUCUGAAGCCCAUGUUCCGCUUCUGUGUGAGCAGCAUGACCAGCAGCCUGAGCAGCGUGACUAGCACCACCGCUUCUACCGCCCAGCCCUUCCUCUUUGGGCCUCCCCCUGCCUCUGGUGCCAGCUUCACCCCAGCCGUGGGCUCCAGCUCCAUAGUCCAGUUUGGUAAGCCUCCCACCAUGCCUCCUUCAACAGCAGUCACCAGCUUUGGCCCGUCCCUUCCCAGUGCCGCUCAGACAGUCGCCAGCAGCAGCAGCAGCAGCAGCACUGCUGGCGAUGGCGAUGUGGGCAGCACCCUUACAGCCUCUGCCCCAGCCACCACCAGCCAGCCCGCACUGACAUUCAGUAGCACCGCCACCCCAGCUUUCAACAUUCCCUUUGGCUCAAGUGCCAAGCCCUCUCUCUCAUCACACCCAGGAUCCAACCCCCGGCCCAGCUUCGGGGCCACUGAUGGGCAGCAGCAGUGGGCUGCCCAGCCAUCCCUUGUCCCCAGCUUGUGCAGCCCCUUCACGCUGGGAGACUCUGCAGCCCCCGCCCCGACUGCAACUCCAGCCGCAGCCCAGCCCGCCUUGGGCAGCACCACACAGUCCACUCUUGGUGGCCUGAAAGCCACAGCCUCUGCCUCCGGCACCCUGGCCGGCCCCCAGCCAGCCUUGGGCAGCACCACAGCCGUUUUCUCCUUUGGUGCAGCCACCACCUCUGGCUUGGCAGCUACAACCCGGACCACCAGCAGUGGGACCAGUAGCUCCAGUAGCACGACACCGUCCCCCUUCACAUUUGGGGGAUCAGCAGCCCCAGCUGGCAGCAGAGGCGUUGGGAUCAGUGUGGCUUCCCCAGGAACCAGCUCUGCCUCAGGAGCCUUCGAGCCCGGAGCAGGACGGAGUGGGACCGCUGGCAGCACGACUCCUUUUGUGGGAGGCUUGAGUCAGAACAGCCUGGGUGCGCCCCGCCAGAGCAUCUCCUUUGCCUUCAAGGUGGCCUGCACUCCAGACAGCAAACCUGUGUUUGGAGGCAGCUCCACACCCACCUUUGGUCAGAGCACCCCUGCCCGUGGGGUGGGCACAUCAGGCAGCAGCCUCUCCUUUGGGGCAUCCUCAACACCCACCCAGGGCUUUGUUAGAACAGGGCCUUCCUUUUCCAAGGGUGCGGGAUCCAAGCCCCCAGGGGCUUGGCAACAGCUACAGGCCCGGAGGCAGCACACUAGCAAGAAGUAG
Molecule: messenger RNA, 3498 nt
Organism: Phacochoerus africanus (Common warthog)
Lineage: Eukaryota; Metazoa; Chordata; Mammalia; Artiodactyla; Suidae
Product: nuclear envelope pore membrane protein POM 121C-like
Biological process (GO): RNA export from nucleus; protein import into nucleus
Cellular component (GO): nuclear pore
Molecular function (GO): structural constituent of nuclear pore
Source: RefSeq, a predicted model, not a curated record